CAAAAGAUGUAGCAGCGUGCCAGAUGACUGCAUUCGUCAUUUAUUGUACUAUGAUAAAUGGACGUCAAUGUGGUAAAUAGAAUAACAGAUAAAUUUUGCUAGCUUCGUGAACAUGCAGCUUUAUAAAAUAUUCUUAGUUUUUUUAAUAUUCGGCUGUGCAUUUGCAAACUUCGAUGAUUUAGCCGAUAAUGAAUUUGCGGAAUUCGAAGAUUUUGAAGAGGAAAGUGAAACGGUUUUACUGAACGAAGAUGAACCCUCCGACAAAGAAAGUCAAUCUAACGACUUCAUUGACGAUAAAGAUGAAGCGUUUAUUAGUGAUGAGGAUGUGGACGAAGCUAUUGUAGAUGAUGAUGUUGAUUCGGAAUUCGAACAUUUUCAGGAUGUGGAGGAAUUUGAGGGGUUUGACGAAAAGGAUGACAAGCCUGUAACUGAACCAAAGAUAACGAUCGCGAAGGUACCAAUUAAUUUCCGGCAAAAUUGGGAUAGCUACUAUCUUGAAAUAUUAAUGGUGUUUGGUUUGAUGAUUUAUUUUAUGAAUUUUGCCCUGGGUCGAAGUAAAAAUACACAAAUUGCAAACCUUUGGUUUCAAACGCACAGACAAUUGCUAGAAGAAAACUUUGCACUGGUUGGGGAUGAUGGAAACUUGGAUAGGAAUGAAAAUGUUAACUUACUUAAAGAGAGUGAAAAUGUCUUUACUUUGUGGUGCAGUGGAAGAACCUGUUGUGAAGGAAUGCUAGUAGAACUAAAACUUAUUAAACGCCAAGAUUUGGUGGCAAUAAUAUCAGGAAUGAUGCGGCCAACACUCGAUCAACUUCACAUAACCAUAAAAAUGAACAAAGACGAUAUGGACAGUUUUGUCAUGGCUGUUGCUGCAAAAAAAACAGCUGCGAAUCUUGUAAAAGAUUUGGCUGAUAUUAGUGUUUAUUGUCCUGAAAGGAAGCUAGGGGAGAAAUUUAAUAUCCCAGCAUCAUUUAGUGUAAUGAGUGAGAUUGGCGAAGCUACUUCUGCAAUUUUAGACUCCAAAGUCACAGCAAUAUUGAACAAAUAUCCAGAAUAUAUAGAUUAUAUUCACUUCUCAGACCAAUAUUCUGGUCAUAAACCAACUGAGGAUACAUCAACUGCACUUAAACUACCUGACACUGAAAAAGUACUCAUGUUUGGAAUUAAUAUACCUAUUAAAGGGGUGAGCUUGGAAGAAGCUAUGAUACGAAUAAAACCAAUGUUAAACAUGGUUUUUUAUUGCAUGGAUAAAGUUAAACGUUAUCGCUUAUCAAAAGAAGGCAAGGUAAAGGCGGAUAAAAACCGGCAAAAAGUUGAAGAAGCUUUUCUAAAAUCAACACACCAUGCAAGAACUGAAGCUGCUGCAGCUCGACGUGAAGAGAAAAGGCGGAUGGAGAAAGAGAAGAUAAUGUCAGAAGAAGAUCCUGAAAAGCAACGUAGGUGGGAAAUAAAGGAAGAGAAGCGGCAGGCAAAGAAAAGGGCCCCAAAAAUGAAGCAACUGAAAGUCAAAGCCCUUUAAAAUAGCCUUACAACUUUUGUGUAAACAUUGAAUAAUUGUUUGAUCUCUAUAUUUUUAUUGUUCAGUAUCACAUCAGCAAGCACUAUGAAGACCAAUGUUGUAUGUACUUUCAUUAAACGAGUACUGUAUCAGGAUUCAAGAAUAAUUUAAUAAUCUCACCUCUUGUACUUCUAAACUUUAUUUUUGUUGUCGCAUUGAGAUUAUUAUAAUCUUUCAAUGAUGCACGUUUUUUUUGUGAAAUUAUGCAAUAAAAUAUUUACUGGUAACAAAAA
Messenger RNA from Cylas formicarius (sweet potato weevil), 1791 nucleotides. Its product is annotated as PAT complex subunit CCDC47. Gene Ontology annotation, molecular function: calcium ion binding. The record is from RefSeq and is a predicted model, not a curated record. The coding region runs from base 113 to 1519 and encodes 468 amino acids. Gene Ontology annotation, biological process: endoplasmic reticulum calcium ion homeostasis. Lineage: Eukaryota; Metazoa; Arthropoda; Insecta; Coleoptera; Brentidae. Gene Ontology annotation, cellular component: endoplasmic reticulum. The transcript has 6 exons.